Beauveria bassiana ARSEF 2860 is the source of this 1149-nucleotide messenger RNA. RefSeq names its product peptidyl-prolyl cis-trans isomerase cyp6. The transcript is spliced from 3 exons. NCBI's taxonomy places the organism in Eukaryota, Fungi, Ascomycota, Sordariomycetes, Hypocreales, Cordycipitaceae. Gene Ontology annotation, molecular function: peptidyl-prolyl cis-trans isomerase activity; RNA binding. The record is from RefSeq and is a predicted model, not a curated record. The coding region runs from base 1 to 1149 and encodes 382 amino acids. Gene Ontology annotation, cellular component: nucleus. Gene Ontology annotation, biological process: protein peptidyl-prolyl isomerization.
AUGUCGGUUCUCCUCGAGACCACCGUUGGCGACAUUGUCAUUGACUUGCUCGUUGAGCAUGCGCCCAAGCUCUGCGAAAACUUCCUCAAACUCUGCAAAACUAAAUAUUACAACUUUUCUCCCGUUCACUCCGUCCAAAAGAACUUCUCCUUCCAGACCGGCGACCCUCUUGGCCCACUCUCGACAGCUUCCGAUGGCGGUUCAUCGAUAUGGGGCAACAUAUCCCGCGAUCCGCGCGAACGCACCUUUCCCGCCCUCUUCCACCCGAAGCUCAAGCAUCUGGAGCGUGGCACGGUUAGCAUGGCCACGGCCCCAUCCGCCUCUGACCCUGAUACCCGGGUGGCUGGGUCCCAGUUCAUCAUCACACUCGGCGAAGAUACCGAUUUCCUAGACGGCAAGGCCGCCAUUUUUGGCAAGGUCGUUGAGGGCUUUGACGCACUGGAAAAGAUCAACGACGCCAUUGUUGACGACAAGGGCUACCCGCUCGUCGACAUUCGCAUAAAGCAUACCGUCAUCCUCGAUGAUCCUUAUCCAGACCCCGACCGUCUCCGUGAGCCCAGCGCCAGCCCUCCGCCGUCAGAAGAGCAGCUCAAGACGGUGCGCAUCGCUGACGAGGCAGCCCUUCACGAAGAUGACGGCGUUGAUGAAGAGACGCUCGAGCGUAAAAGACGCGAACGCGAGGCGAACGCGCAAGCGCUCACUCUGGAGAUGAUGGGCGACUUGCCGUUUGCAGAGGUUCGGCCGCCAGAGAACGUUCUCUUUGUGGCCAAACUGAACCCCGUAACUGCCGACGAGGACCUAGAGCUCAUCUUUGGUCGUUUUGGCAAGAUCCUCAGCUGCGAGGUCAUUCGCGAUGCCAAGACGGGCGACUCACUACAAUAUGCCUUUAUCGAAUACGACGAAAAAGCAUCUUGCGAAACUGCCUACUUCAAGAUGCAGGGUGUUCUUAUCGAUGACCGCCGCAUCCAUGUCGACUUCUCUCAAAGUGUCAGCAGAAUCAGUGAUGUCUGGCGAAAGAAUGCCAACAACAAGCGUAGAGCCAAUGCAUCACGCGGUGGAUGGGGUGGCGUGGACGAGCUCGAGAAGCGCCGACAGUACAGGGAGGAAGCUGAUCGGCCUACGGGAAGGAGCUACGGCAUGACCACCUGA